Molecule: messenger RNA, 6363 nt
Organism: Papilio xuthus (Asian swallowtail)
Lineage: Eukaryota; Metazoa; Arthropoda; Insecta; Lepidoptera; Papilionidae
Gene: Wdr62
Product: WD repeat domain 62
Exons: 36
Coding region: 611-5194 (1527 amino acids)
Biological process (GO): centriole replication
Cellular component (GO): mitotic spindle
Molecular function (GO): protein binding
Source: RefSeq, a predicted model, not a curated record
AUCAAUCAAUCAAUUCAAACGAAUUUGUGCCGACAGGUAACCGAUUCAUAAUUUUGUUACCGUGAAUAUUAUUUCGAACUUAACUUUUUCGUUAUCAAGUAUUUUCGGUUACUCGUGUGUGUAUCAGUUGUAGUGAUAAAACAUAACAGUGUAUUCAUGUGACAAAGUGACCAUAUUGUUCGACUUCGUAUACAAGGCACUGAGAAGAAAGCGACGGAUGCGACAAGUCAAAUUAAAAUUCAGAAAACUCGCGAGUGCUCUGGUGAUAUGCCGUGAAUUUUGGUGUUAUUUUUCCGUCGGUUGAAAUAUUUCGAAAUCUGUUUAAAUUCUAGUUGUUAGAAAGAUAUGUGAGUGCGUGAUUUUUUAAAUUAAUUUUCACUUAUCAAAUUCCGUUCGAUAAUGCUCAAAUUUCAGUAUCGUGUUAAUAGUGGUUAAUCAGAAGGUUCCUUACAAUGGCUAGUGAUUUAAUUAGUGUAAUUCUUCCACGAAGUGAAUUGACCCGUGAAUUUACAAAUUUAUCAUAGUUUUUUUUUAUAAAAUGAAUUGAUCUACAAAGGAAUUGAGAAUAGCGCCAUCUGUCGUCCAGUAGCUGCAAUGUGUAUAUGAUAAAAUGGAGGCCGGUUUCAUACCGGUAGCCACGAGCGGCAACGCUGGAAAUAAUGCGUUGCCGCCUGCAGUGGUGGCGCCACAAGUAAAUGUGGUACGAGCUCCGGGGCUGAAGCGCGGGAAAAUGGAAGAAGCGAUUUCUGAUCGAAUCAAAUUGGAGACGGUGUUCGGGCUGACGGUGAGCAGCAACGCGGCUCUCGAUUGCGAUCCCAACACUGAAGUAGUCGCAUAUCCCGCAGGAUGUACGGUGGUAUUGUACAACGUGCGCAAGAACCGACAGUCGCACGUGCUGAAUGCGUCGCGAAAGAGCGUCACAUGCGUCGCCUUUUCGCCGGACGGCCGCUACCUCGCCACAGGGGAGUGCGGACACGCGCCCGCCGUCAGGGUAUGGGAUCUGCAGGAUCCUUCAGCGUCAGGAGCAGUGCAGAUCGCGGAGUUCCCCGGACACACGCAUGGCGUUAAUUGUGUCGCAUUUUCUACAUCGUCCAAGUAUCUAGUCUCGGUUGGUUCCCAACAUGACAUGAUAGUCAAUGUCUGGGACUGGCGUGCCAACCUCAAACUUGCUAGUAAUAAGGUGUCAUCUCGAGUGAAAGCGGUUAGUUUCUCAGAGAGUGGCAACUAUUUCGUGACAGUGGGCUUCAGACAUGUCAAAUUUUGGUAUCUGGAAUAUUCACGAAAUGCCAAGUUCAAGGAGCCAGUGCCCCUCAUGGGUCGGUCAGCGAUCCUUGGCGAGCAGAAGGACAACGAGUUCUGUGACGUGGUGUGCGGGCGCGGGGAGGCGGCCGACAGUACCUACGCCAUCACACGCGGCGGUCUGCUCUGCGAGUUCAACAGCAGACGAUUGCUUGAUAAAUGGGUUGAGUUGAGGACAACGUCAGCCAAUUGUAUGGCGAUUGGCGCAAAUUACAUCUUCGUGGGGUGUGCGGAGGGCAUCGUGCGGUGCUUCGCGCCUGACUCACUGCGCUACGUCACCACGCUGCCUCGCACACACUACCUCGGGGUUGACGUCGCACAGGGAGUUAACAUCAACCACAUGUUCACGCAGCCGGGUAACGCGCGCUAUCCAGACGCGAUCGCGCUCACGUACGACGAGCGCAACCACAAGCUCACCUGCGUCUACAAUGACCACAGCCUCUACGUGUGGGACGUGCGCGACAUCAAGCGGGUUGGCAAGUCACACUCAGCGCUGUACCACUCAGCGUGCAUCUGGGGCGUGGACAUGGUGUGCGGAGGCGGGGCUGAGACGGGCCUGCCCCCCGGCCGCUUCCUCACCUGCUCCAGUGACGACACCGUACGCGUGUGGAGCUUGCAGCCCACCGGACCUAAUAUAUACAGCAAUGAAUUAAAUAAAAUAGUGUACAUAGACCCGGAGUUGAAGUUUCUCAAGGAUGUCGACCUGACAGCCACCAGCGAUAGAGACAAGUCGAAGAGCUAUGAUGAUAAAAUUGGUGUCAGAUGUGUGCGCGUGUCACCGUGCGGGCGGCACGUAGCGGCGGGUGACCGCGCGGGCAACGUGUGGAUCCACUCAUCAGAGGGCGCGCCGCUGCACACGCUGGAGGCGCACGACGCUGAAGUCCUCUGCCUCGAGUACUCCGCCAAGCCAAGGUUGCUCGCCUCCGCCUCCAGGGACCGCCUGGUCCAUGUCUUCCUGGUCGACCGGGGCUAUCAGAUCCUGCAGACGUUGGACGAGCACUCGUCCUCUAUCACAGCAGUAAGGUUCCUGAGCUCCAGCGCCGGCCUGCAGAUGGUGUCCUGUGGAGCUGAUAAGACCAUACUCUUCAGGCAACUUAAAACUACUCAGGACGGCAGUUACCAGUUUGCGCGAGGUCAAAACGUGUCGGGUCGGACUACGUUAUACGACAUGGAGGUCGAUGCAGGCGGCCGACAUAUACUUACCGCUUGUCAGGAUCGUAACGUGCGAGUGUACAGCGCGGCACACGGCAGACAUACGAAGACAUUUAGAGGUACCACAGCUGAAGAUGGUACUCUUAUCAAGGUUGCAUUGGAUAGCAGUGGCAUAUACCUGGCCACUUCCAGCACGGAUAAAAUUCUCAGCGUCUACGAUUACUACUCGGGCGAGUGUAUGGCAACUAUGUAUGGACAUUCAGAAAUUGUUACCGGAUUAAGGUUUACCCCGGAUUGCCAGCACCUGGUGUCGGCGAGUGGUGACGGAUGUAUAUUCGUGUGGCGCGUGCCGCACGACAUGGUGGUCACCAUGCGCGCACGACUCGCCCAGCAGGCGAUACGGCAGGGCAGGAAAGUGCCAGUGGGCAGUAACGGUGCGUCGGGCCUGGACAGCGAAACGGACUCUCAACUGGGCUCUCCGCCGCGCGACAUUCCUGACACUACCAAGUUCGGCACACCUGUUGUAGCUGACUACACCUUAAGGAUAGGCAAGCUUCCGUCGUGGGCUAAGAAAAGUCUAGGAGACGAGCUGGCAGCGCCAGGGGGCGGGGCUCCGCCCGCCACGCCCGCCGCCACUCCCCCCGCGCCCCCCGCACGCGGCAAGUGGGCCACCAGGAUACAGCCCGCUAACGAGAAACGAGUGGAUUCAGACGGUUCAAAAGAUAGUUCAUUAGACAGUGGAACUGAUACAAGGUAUAUCGAGAAGAGAAGAGACCAAAAUGUUAAACAGCGGCCGAAAUCCCUCAACCUGUCUCAGCUGCCGCGAGUCGAGGCUCUGUUCCGUCAUUUUGACGCAACUAUGAAAGCGACUUGCGACAUUUUGACAAUUUCUCCAAGAGUCGAGAAGGUAACGUUAAAUCUAUCCAAGUCGCGAGCUGACGGUCGCACGCGACACCACACUGACGACUCGUCGCUCGGAAGUUUUAAAUACGAGGACCAAGAGUCGACAGAGCAUGACGGUGAUAUAGAAGACAUAUCGGACGGAGAGAGAACUUCGUCAUCCGAGAGCCGGAACAGGCCCACAUAUUAUCCUGGCAACAACGAUGAUGACACACCUGGUGAGUUCAUGGUGAACGCGAUGGACGCGGAGGAGCUGCGGCAGUCAGUGCGGCGCUCGAAGCGAUGGCGCGCGCAGUCGCCACGCCUCGACCUGCCGCCCGCCGCCUCGCUCAGCGGCUCCGGACACGAUUCUGAUGAUGACGAGGUUUCAACGCCAUCUGGCGACAACGCGGACCGCAACCCGCUGUCGGGUUCGUGCGAGUCCAUAGACACCGCGGGCCGACGCGAGAAGUACCUCAAGUCCGCAUUCGACAGCCUCAGUGGCGUUGAGCUGGACUCCACGCUCACUGGAGGUGAUGCUCGCAAACAAGAUUGCAACAACUCGCUGUCGGCGCAGCACCUGUCCCGCACGCCGGCCGCACGCCCCGACCCCGAGGCCGCGCGCCGCCGCGAGGAGCUGCAGCGCAGGAUUCUCGAGACCAGGCGACAGCUUGAGAACGUGGCCUUUCGGUCAAAUCUCAAAUCGAGUCAGUCCACUACGGAUUUGUCCUACAUACCAGAAAAGGAUAAUUCUCGUCGGAACAGACCUGUCUCGAUGGCCGUGCCCAACAACUCUCGACCUUAUGCGAGCCGAACACAUCUCUCGCCGCCGGAGCGCGAGGAAGAGGCGGGCGGCAUGAGAAGGGCGAUAUCCCUCUCCGACCUCGCAAAGCCAGUGCCGGCGCCGCGCACGCCGCAAGCACCGGUGAAGUCGACUCCGCCGACGAGCGCGAACUCGAGCAAGUCUCCGAGCGGGUUCGUGCGCCCGGCGCCGAGGUACAACAGCAAGUCCAGUAUGACGAGGAGCUCCAGUGUCGGUGUACUCAAUCAGAGUGAUUCAGAGUCGGACCCACAGCCGUCGCGGCAGGCGGCGUCACGCGUGCAAGGUCUCAUGCGACCCACCAUCAGCUCCAUGAACAAGGCCACCGCGAACACUGCGCGAAGGAGAGGACUCGUCAACUCUUAUAGUACUGCGAGUGUGUCGACGGUGGCGCGCGAGGAGUCCAGUUCGGAGGCGGAGGACAGAGGCACUAGUGAGCCGCCCGUCGCCGCGCCCCGCCCUCGCGCCGCCUCCGCUGACAGGGCGCAGCGGAGACUUGUUGGUCGCAGUGGCAGCGAGCGCGACUUGUCAGCGAAGGCGCGCGAGGUGACCGCCCGACUGACCACCAACACGCGGCAGCGCAGCAAACCUGAACCCCCACCUGAAAAUAACUUAUCGCCGUCUCAGCUGUGCCUGGCGCUGACGGACCAGCUGACGAAGACUGCGGGCAAAGUUGUGCAUCUCUACCGCCGUUUGCAGCGCGACCCGAGCGCCGCCGCAGACAUCAGUGGUUUAGAAGCAGCGAUACUGGAGACGCAGAAGGUGCUGCGUGGAGCUGUGUUGCGCGCGCAGAACGGUGAAGCACCCAGCAGCUUGUCUUCUACUGAUGGUGAUUGCCGCGCGCUGAAUGUGGACUCCACGCGACAGAAGCUGGAGAACCUCGUGUCCAAAGAAGCGAGCGUAGCGGGCAACCCGGCGAUGUCUCUCAUCGAGCAGUACUCCGAUAUCCUGCUGAACAUGAUGCAGAGUAAGAUGGUGAACCAGUUCUCUCAGAGCCCGCAGAGCCUGCCGCCCGCCACCAGAGAACCCGGCGCCGAUAGCUAGUAUAGAAAAAGACUUGAGUGAGAUAUAACGCUAUCAAGUUACGAAGUGUGUUAUAACCGAGUUACCCAUAUGGAUCUAAUGAACAAUUUGAAUUAGUCGAGUUAACGACUGAUCAGAAGUGCUUAAAAUCCGAGUUAACACGACCAAGUUAUGAAGUGCGUUAAAACCGAGUUAAUCAUACGGAUCUCGUGUACAAUUUCAAUUAGUCGAGUCAACGGGAAGUUUACGAAGUGUGGCAAAAGCUUAUCCGUACGAAACCCGUGUAAAGGUUUAAUUAGUUGAGUUAGCACAACGACGACAAGAAAUGCGUCAUAAUCGAGUAACCCGUACGGAUAUUGUGUACAGUUUCAAUAAGUCGAGUUAACUUAAUCGAUUCGCUUUUCGACUUUGUGUUAUAAAUAACUCUUGUAUACUCUUGAAUUUUAAAAUGUGUAUGUAGUUGUGAUCGUGUAAGAUACUAAAUAGAAUUCGAGAUAAUUAUAUUUUAAGUAAAAUAACGAAAUUAAUUAAGCAUUAAUUAACUGAUCUUAAUUGUGCCCAAAACAAAAUAUGAAACUGGAUACCAAAAUAACUGUUUUUGCUUACUAUAGAAAAAUGUCUAUAAAUAUACAUGAAAACUGUGGUUAUUUCCCUCACAAUUAUGUUACAUUUCAACAUCUAUCAGAAUAAGCCUAUAAUAAUAAACAAUAAUUCAAAUUAAACCAUUCCUAAAAGAUCUUUGGUUACUGUGAAAUGUUUGAUAUGUAUAUUUCUUGUUUAAUUGGUCCUGUUUAUGCUAAAGAAUUAACAAUGUCUUAAAGUAUGUAACUGAAAAAAGAUUGAGGUUGUAUAUGUCUAAAACAGUUUGAUUAAAGUAAGAAAUCAUAUCAUUUUAAUGUCUCCAUAUAUUUGUGUAUGUAAAAUAAUGAAACUUUUCUGUUUUCAAUGAUUUAUUUUAAUAUAUCAGCAUUUAAAGGGAACAUAGUCGUCAUUUUACCGAAAUACAUAUAUAUGUAAAUUUAAUAUUAGAACAUAUAUGUUUGUGUAUAUCAUAUGUGUAAUUUCUAUUAUUGCAUAUGUUUUAAUGUGUAAAGAAACAAUACUAUAGCUUCUAUUUGUAUUCUAUCAUCAUCAGCUCACUAUAUGUCCCCACCGAGGUGCUCGGAGCCUCUAAGUUAGGGGUGACUAAG